Messenger RNA from Ixodes scapularis (black-legged tick), 2533 nucleotides. RefSeq names its product dephospho-CoA kinase domain-containing protein (gene Dpck). Gene Ontology annotation, molecular function: ATP binding; dephospho-CoA kinase activity. Gene Ontology annotation, biological process: coenzyme A biosynthetic process. NCBI's taxonomy places the organism in Eukaryota, Metazoa, Arthropoda, Arachnida, Ixodida, Ixodidae. The record is from RefSeq and is a predicted model, not a curated record. The transcript has a single exon. Bases 1 to 705 code for a protein of 234 amino acids.
AUGUAUCUGGUGGGACUCACCGGUGGCAUCGCCUCUGGAAAGAGCAGCGUAACGGGCAUCCUCCGAAGCCUCGACGUCGAAGUGAUCGACGCCGACCGCAUCGCGCGAGACGUGGUCGAACCGGGAAAGCCGGCAUGGUUCAAGAUCCGACGCGAAUUCGGCGCCGAGGUCUUCCUCAGCAACGGUCAGCUAGACCGUCCCGCUCUCGGGCGCAUCGUGUUCAGCGACGUCACCAGGCGGAAAGUGCUGAACCGGAUCACUCAUCCCGAGAUUCACAAAGAGAUGGCAGCCCAGUGCCUGAAGUUGAUGCUCAAGGGACAUCAGUUCGUCGUCAUCGACGUGCCUUUACUCUAUGAGACCAAGACCGUGCUACGGUUCCUCCACAAGGUCAUCGUGGUGAACUGUACGCCGGAGCAGCAGCUGAUUCGGCUGAUGCUGAGGAACGGACUGAGCGCCGAGGACGCGCAGAGCCGAAUCCGAGCGCAACUGCCCCUUGAGCAGAAGUGCGCAUUGGCCGACUUCGUGAUCGACAACUCGACGGACCCGGCCCAUACCAGGAAACAGGUUGAAGACGUCGUCCGGACUCUCAGAGCAUCGAGGACUCACUGGAAAAUCCGCGCCAUCGUUUUUGUUGUCCUCACGGGAACGAUUGUAAGUGCAGCGUGGACGGUGAAACUAUUUUGGAGCUUCGCGAUGUCACGAUAGCCGCACGGGGUUGUAGAAUUUUUAAGUGUUACACGGGUCUUUUUAUUUCAAAGGAUUGGGGCAGGUGUAUCAAACACGCAUGAUGACGUUAAAUAUACUAAUAGGCGCUAGUACUAGUUGUGAAAUAUGCCAAAGACAACUGGGCCAUAUAGCAUCUCGGUUAACUUUGAAUUUUAUACAGACUCUUUGAGGUCUGUACUUUCAUUCCAUGGAGAGCCGAUAUAUAGGGUGUCUGCAAUACCAAGGCUGGAUCUAAAAUGGGCCGUAAAAAUUGGCACCUGUUAGUAGCUUAAGCUUUUCGUCAAAGGUGUAUUUCACAAGUGGGUUUUACCUUGUAAAAUUACAAAUGUAGCUGUCUUUCUGUAAAAAAAAGGGCCAGAAACUUGCCAGGGUCAAUGGUGGACGGCGAUGAAGACGACGAAGUCGAGUCGUGGGGCGUGUUUGGCGCAUGUAUUGAUACAUGGUGCUACCUCCUCAUCAAGACUGCUCGCGAUGACCAUGGUCUAUUAAAAUGAGCACAAGUUUUUUGUAAUGUACCUUUACUUUGGUUUAAAAAUAAAUGUGGACAAUGAUAGCAAAACCUGAACUAACAAAAAAGAAAAUGCGGUUACAUAACGACAGCGCUCUUGCUGCCGACAAAUUUCGUUUGACGUCGUCUGCCUUUUUUCGUUGAUCGGCUACGUUUUCCAACAGUGCUUUUGAUACCAUCUAUCAAUACGUGCAUCAAACGCGCCCCGCCACUCGACUAGGUCGUGUGCGUUGCCAUCCGCCAUUGACCCUGGCAAGAUUUUUGGCCCUAUUUUUUACAGAAAGGGAGCUAUACUCUGUGAUUUUACAAAAUAAACUCGCCUGUGAAAUUCAACUUUGACAACAAGUUUAGAAUGUUACGUGCAGGCGGCGACUUUUACAGCCCAUUUUAGAUUCAGCCUUCGUAUUUCAGACACCCUAUACAGCGCAAAAUACCGGGGGAGUGCCCACAGCACUUUCACUGAAAACUGGGUUAAUCUAGACAUGGGAACUUGUCCGGUCAAAUCGGGCACUUAAUGUAUACUUUGCAAAAUUCCCAAGUUUGGGGAAAUAGUAAUAGUGGGCGCUUGAACGAAGUAGGCACUUCCGCAGUAUUUUACGGUGUAUACCACCAAGUUAUUUUUUUCAGAUCAGGAUUGCUACAUCCCAUAUCCUAUAGCUUUUCUUUCUUUUUUUUGUGCAAAGUUUACACACGUCCAAUUAUAAACAUGUGACUUGAACUGAAAGUUUAUUCAUCUAGUCUCAUGUCUAUUAUUCUAUACUUGGCAUCAGCUAUUUAGUGCUACGUUGUCAAGGCUAAAACAUCUUCCAGAGUCCUGCAGCUCUGCACUACUACGAUAGCGUGUGGCUUCAUCUUGCAUCUCAUUCGCACUCGCUCUCAAGCAAAGGAGACAUGUUGUGGCACUGUGAAAGCUAUGCUAGCUUUGACAAUAUAGCACAAAAUAGUUGAUGCCAAGUAUAGUUAGAUAGUAUGAAGCCUGUUGAGUAAAUUUCAAAUUAUAUUUUCAUACUUUGACACAUGCUUUGGGAGCUCAGCUCUUCUUGGUGCUUGCAGACUCCGAGCUGGACUCGGAUUCCGCACUUUGCUUCAUUGACAAGCAGCUGCUGACAUUGCUUGGUGAGCUUUCUUGCAGUUUCGUAGAUAAUUGGUUCACCAACAUUGUCAGCUGAUCCAUCUGCUUUUGCUGCUGUGCAUCAAGGUGAUCCAGCUUCUUCUUCACUUCAAAAAUGUCACUGCUUUGCUGAAGAAAAAAAAAGAAAACAACAAUAUUCAACCAAAAGCAGUAAUGUAUAUUCACAA